UAGUUAUAUAGCUGGCCCCAAGGUUUGUUUGUCUUCUUUUUUGCAGUUUUCAUCAUUUUCUCACAAGCAGUCGUUUGCUCGUGCCUGUACUAUAUCUUCUUUUUUCCUUUGGUUAUAAGACUAUCAGAGACAUUCGUUCCCAGUCAACAUGCGUACCUCGCAACUUCUGGCCUUCGCGGCUGCCCUUCCUUCCACCCUCGCUGCUUACAAGGGCUUCAACUAUGGCUCAAGCGGUCAAACCGAGUCCACAUUCGAAGCCGCCUUCACCUCGGCGCAGGAUCUCGUCGGAACUAGCUUCACCUCUGCCCGCUUGUAUACUAUGAUUCAAGAUACAACCACAAACACUCCCAUUGAGGCCAUCCCUGCUGCCAUUGCCACCAACACCACUCUGCUUUUUGGUCUGUGGGCUUCAGCUGGUGAUGCCGAUUUCGCCAACGAGCUUGCCGCCUUGAGCUCUGCCAUUUCGACAUACGGCAGCUCGUUGACUGAUCUGGUCGCCGGUAUCAGCGUUGGAUCCGAGGACAUUUACCGCAUCACACCCAUUGGUGUUGAGAGCGACGCUGGAACCGGUGUCGGUCCCGAUGUUAUCAUCGACUACAUCGGCCAAGUCCGAUCCGCCAUCGCUGGCACUGUUCUGGCUGACGUCCCCGUCGGCCACGUCGACACCUACAACGUCUGGACAAACUCCAGCCAAGACGCAUUGAUUGCCGCCGUUGACUUCCUCGGUGUCGAUGCUUACCCAUACUACGAGACCACAAAGGCCAACAGCAUCGAUAACGCAAACGCCACUUUCUGGGCCGAUUACUCCGACACCACGGCGGUGAGCACCGACAAGCCUGUUUGGAUCACCGAGACUGGUUGGCCAGUUUCAGGCGCGACCGAGAACGAGGCCGUCGCAUCAGUCGACAACGCACAGACAUACUUCUCCGAGGUUGGCUGCUUGGCCUUCGCUGACGACAUCAACAUCUGGUGGUACACUCUUCAAGAUGCUGGCUCUAGCCCCAGUUUCGGUGUUGUAGGAGCUGGUUCGCCUCCUCCAACUACGCCACUUUACAGCUUGAGCUGCUAGACUUGAUGAGAAAUGCAUUGUUUACGAGAGCAAAAAAUGGGAGUUUUUGGAUAAGAUAAAAAAGGGCCUGAUGAACUGGGUAUCAUCAGUAUAGACAAUGAUAAUGAAAUGGAUAAUUCAAUUCAUGAAUGGAUCGAAUUCAAGUGCAUCAUAACUUCCUGCACCACCCAAGAUCAGAUCAAUCUUCGCCGAUGAUUUCCGCCAAUGAGGUUGUCGCACGUGACGAGCAUGAGCCCUAAACCUCUUUUGUGAUUGUCAACAUUCCUUAUGUCAACAAUCGACUUUGGAACACUUCAAAAGCCCAUCU
Molecule: messenger RNA, 1376 nt
Organism: Exophiala viscosa
Lineage: Eukaryota; Fungi; Ascomycota; Eurotiomycetes; Chaetothyriales; Herpotrichiellaceae
Product: GPI-anchored cell wall beta-1,3-endoglucanase EglC
Exons: 1
Coding region: 149-1069 (306 amino acids)
Biological process (GO): cell wall organization
Cellular component (GO): cell surface; extracellular region; fungal-type cell wall
Molecular function (GO): glucan endo-1,3-beta-D-glucosidase activity
Source: RefSeq, a predicted model, not a curated record